GAGCAAACCUGAACACCGUAGCGAUAGCGUCUUCUAUGCUAUGGUUGUAGUUUGGUGCGUACAAAAUUGUAACGCGCUGCGUCACAGUGUUCAAUUUUGGUUCUACAGGUAGCCAGGAGUUCGAUACAUCAGGCUGUGCUAAGUAGUUGGCGUUGUAAAGCUAUCUUUUGCGACAUUUCUGGUCUCGAAAAGUGAUCGGAUACGAAAUUUCGACAUUUCCAGCAUCGUAGAGACCCGCGGGCUCGCGGCCUCGCGCGAUUGGCCGGUCGGCAGCACGAUUUGUGCCAAUGAGCGGCGAGCGCGCUUUUUUCGCCUCCGCCGCCGGGAAGCCGCGCACCCGGUCGACCGUCACACGCCCGGUUGCUCCCGUAGCGUUCGCACAGUUUUUUUGUCCGUGCCGGUAGCAUUUCCUUUCUCGCAGCAGCAGUCAUGGCUGAGGAGACGAGCACAGCCGCAGCAGCGCCGGCCGCGUCGUCGGCACCCCAGAGCCCCAAGAAGAAGGCGGCGCGCGGAGCCGGCAAGCCCCGCACCACGGCCAGCCACCCCAAGGUGUCGGCCAUGGUGAACGCGUCCAUCGGCGAGCUGAAGGAGCGCGGAGGGUCGUCUCUGCAGGCCAUCAAGAAGCACAUGGCAGCCACCUACAAGGUGGACGUGGAGAAGCUGUCGCCGUUUAUCCGCAAGUACCUCAAGUCGGCCGUCACCUCGGGCGCGCUGGUCCAGACCAAGGGCAAGGGCGCCAGCGGUUCGUUCAAGCUGGCUGCGGGCGCCGCUGCGGGCGAGAAGAAAAAGGCCAAGGCUGCAGGAGUCGUCAAGAAAGCCGCCAAGAAGCCCGCCAAGAAGACUCCCAAGAAGUCUCCCAAAAAGGCUCCCAAGAAGGUGGCGGUCAAGAAGGCCAAGCCAGCAAAGAAGCCCAAGGCCGAGAAGAAGGCGUCGCUGCCCAAGAAGCCGGCGGCCAAGAAGGCGGCCACCCCAAAGAAGGCAGCCAAGAAGUAAAGCUCGGCCUCCUCGAGUCGGCCCCACGGGCACACACACAAACGGCCCUCGUCAGGGCCACCCAAAACGUCUGCCUCGGCGGAGCCGUUUACCGCGGUGCUCCGACCCCCGUGACCUCUCGUUUUCGCCCGGUCAUUCUCCAUCGAUCGAUCGCGCCGCCGUAACCACGGGCUCCGAUCUCAAAUAACAACCAGGUCACGGACUUGCCCGUGCGCGCUCCUCUGCGCGAAUCCCCCACGUUCGAGGACAGCGCGCUUAACUGCAUCUAAAAUACCGGCUACGGUGUUUAACUGCACCGUGGCCGGUAUGCUGCGAUCGCGUCAGCCGGACCCUCGUGUCGCCGGCGGCAAUCCACCGCAGUUGCGGCCGCGCAAGGGUCUCGGCUGCCAGCGGGAUAGGUUUCGCAAAGAAAGCUUUGCUCUAACAUGUAUAAGGGGGCAGGUGUAAGACGUGCAUCCUUAGAUAAUUUUGAGAAAGUUAUGUUUAUAUGAGGCAAGUAAUUACAUCUGAUGCAUACAAUUGCCAUCGUUUUCAUCUUGCGCAUUAGUCAUGCACCAUUGACAAGGUGUGCGUAAUGCAAACACAAUCUUAGGUGGAUGCAUAGUGAGUGUGAUGUAGCAGCGAUAAUGUGCAUGCACAAAGGACCCAUUGAGUAUUGUGUGCUAUUCCGUAAGGUGUUUGUGUUUUAUAGAUAACAAUGGACAAGUAUGUAGAGGUUUUAUGAAAUAUUAAUCGGAAAGCCUUAAGUCCGGUUCUAUGAUACAGAAACCAUCAGCAAUGACUCGUACCUCUUGUAAUUCAGAGGCUACAAGCACUCUGCAAAGUCAAGCAUGCAGUGCAUACAUUCAUUCGAUUCGUAUGUACGACGUAUAGAAACGUGGUGUCUAGUCAAGUGGUACAAAAGAAAAGCAUGUGACGUCAACUACUCGCACCCCUGUAAGGCUGACGAUACAAGUGCUUACCAAAGUGACGCACACAGUGUAUACAUUCCGUGAAAUCACUCUUACAACACAGAACAGCAUACACUUCAAUCUCAUGCUGAUAAAAAUGGUGCAAGUCUGACCCUUCUAUAUGAGCGCACAAAUCGCAGCUAAGCGUCAAAAACGAUCCGAAGAAGCUGAACUGCGAACGCAGCAACCUGAUGAUGCGAGACCGCACAUUACCAAGUGUGUAGUAACGAGACGUUGCUUUGAGGGAUUGCCAGCUGUUUGUACACAGGCGCGAGAAAGUCGGGGCUUUUGCUCCUUGAAUAUAUGACUGCCUAGGCACUACGGAGGAGGGUUCUCUUCGCGCGUGUUGUAUGUGUUUGUCCCCUAGACAUGAUGGAGUGCGAUCGAGUUUACGCUCCGCUGCUGGCUGCCCGCGCUGUGAGGCAGUGGGCACGGAUGUUCCAUUUGGUGAUCGCUGUGUCUGAAAGGGGCGAGGUUCUGACUGGUGUUGUAUAAGUCGCGGGUCGCUUUUUUGUCGCAACGAUAGAUGGAUUUUUUACAAGCACUGCUCCAUGAGGGCACAUGUAACCGGCAGGAGAGCACCUGAGGUUAUAAUAAAGCAGGCAGUGCAGGGUCUCCAGGGCACCCAAGGGGUAGUGGGGGGAUCAAAGGUGCAAGCAGGGCGGCCCGUGGAUUGGUGCCGCGGAGGCUGAAGCGUGCCAGGGGGUGUCCGCACGAAAAGAUUGGCUGUCCGAUGUCGCUGACAACCUAUCUUAUACAGCCCUGGCACGCCUUGCGGUGCUGGUUCUGAGUGAGUCAUCGUCACUGCCGACCAACCGCGGUUGCUAAGGAGCUCUGCCUUCUAGAUUUUUAAUAUAUGUGGCCCGGGCUCUACUAUGGUCGCUACUGCUCCCACAGAAACAUCUGUGAUGUUAUAUACAAGGUACGUUGCCGUAAGGUGUGAGAAAGCUAUGAUCUGCCACGAUUGACUUAGAUAGAUAGAUACAAUAAACUUCAUUGUCCAACGGAUGAGGUGAUCUACCCACCCCUCGACAUGCAGGUCAGGGGGCGAGUGCCGCUGCCUCAGAUGCAGGCUGGGAGGUCUUGGGUCCCAGCAGCCUCUUCAGCCAGUUGGACGAGCUGGAGCUCAGAGUCCGAGCUGCGCAGCAGGGUCUCCCAGGUGUCUCUACUACCUAUUUUGUGCGUUCCCCCGGGAGAGUACGGACAUUCCCAUAUGGGGUCGAGGGUCCCUCUCGCCCCACAAAGAUUACAUCUAUCACUCCUGGCCUCGGGGAACAUGUGGUUCGCCAUAACCGUGUGCAAAUACGUACAAGUUUGUAGUCGUCUACACGCGACUGCUUGUCCGUUGUUUAAUUUUGGGUCUGGUGGGGAUACUUAGCCCGAGCGCCGCAGGUGCUGGACAAUCCGUCCGACACAGUGGUUGCGAAAUCGGGUGUCAGUGCCCGCUGCUUUACCUAUUCUACUGUGCUGGCAGCCAGCGUCCGAGUGUAAACAAACUGGACCAUGCCGGCACGCCUAGGGACAAACGUCUACAACACGCGCUAACCUCCUCCGUAGCGCCUAGGCAGAGCAAAAGCCCCCAGGUUUUCUCUCAUGCCCGCUCUUACUCGUGCCUGCCCGCUAACGGCCGGCGAUCCCUCAAAUCAACGUCUCGUGUGUGUAGCAGGCUUUCACCUUCACGUGGUACAGCAGUGUAACAUGCCGCAGAACUCGUGCAUGAUUACGCAGUACGAAGGUGUGCUGAAUGGCACUACAUACAGGCAAGAUAUCAGCUUGGCAGCAGCCAUGCAAUACUGUGGAGGCAGGUUAGUCAAAGAAAGCUUCACUUCAAAAAUUGUGUGCCUUGCACAAUUAAUGUGGUAUGUAACUCAAGAAACAAUGAGCGCAUGUACAUUAGUUGAAAGCCACACACACACAAAAUGCUAAGGUGGCCUUUGUAAGUGAUUAUGGCAAUAAAAGACCUACUGUUGGCUUUACAAGGGUACUAGGGGAUUGUCUUGACAAACUAGACCUCUAUAAUUUGUGUUCAUGAUCUCGCCUGGCUGUCACAGUAGCUUGAGAAGAGUGGUGAAAGCAGCAGCGAGCAUUUAAUUACCCAUGUGUAUCGGUGGUUUAACCACAGUACAAUCUCUCCGGAGAACAUAAAAAAUAACAUUACGGCAGAACCCAUCACAUGGUGACUGCCGAUAAUAAUGCGCUUAGCAUUCAAGCUAUGUAGCGACACACCAUAUUGCUGUAGUCAUGUUUAUCUAAAAUUUGUAGUGCUCAUUCCGCGACUUCUGUUGCUUUCGCUACUAUAUGCGGCAUGCACGGUCUCCGGUGUUUGCUUGCUUUUGUAUGGCACUCGCUUGCCAAAGACCAAGAUCUCCCAUGAGCUUGACGGCAUGACGAUUGCUGUAUGACAAGUACGCAGCGACGAAAAAUAUAAGACGUCGAUAGUACGACAAAGGUAUUGUGUUGACUGCAGCAUAACGGUAAUGAGACGACAAUGGUACAACAUUGACAGCAUGACGAU
This is a messenger RNA of Dermacentor albipictus, 4458 nucleotides long. RefSeq names its product histone H1B-like. Gene Ontology annotation, biological process: chromosome condensation; nucleosome assembly; negative regulation of DNA recombination. NCBI's taxonomy places the organism in Eukaryota, Metazoa, Arthropoda, Arachnida, Ixodida, Ixodidae. Gene Ontology annotation, cellular component: nucleus; nucleosome. The record is from RefSeq and is a predicted model, not a curated record. Gene Ontology annotation, molecular function: double-stranded DNA binding; nucleosomal DNA binding; structural constituent of chromatin.